AAUAACAAUACAAACUCAUCUCCACAACAAUUUGACAACACACAACCUCAAAUAUUUGAUUAAAUCGACAAUAAUUUAUCCACAAAUUUCAUUUCGUUCGCUAUAGAAAGAGAGAGAGAGAGAGAGAUUCACAGAUCCCCUCUGCUCCGUCGGCAUAUUGAUUCUCCGGCUGCUGUCGCAACAACUGGUUGGGGGGACUUCAUGUAGACCGUCGAUGUUGGUCGAAGCUUUGCCUCCUACAUGAUCAUUCGACUUUUAACGAUUCUGCUCGCAACUUCCUCCUCCCUCCACACUGCGACCUUUCAUUUCUCUGUGCUCUUCAAAUCAGUUUAGCACGCUGAAUUAAUGCAUAAUAUUUCAUUGAUCAGAUCUGUUGAAUGUUGCAUUGAUUCUAUUUUUUAGAUCAAAUCAGAUAUGUAGCUCUCCCGGGUACACCUUCCAUCCCCGUGCGUGUCACAGGCUCACAGCGAAAGAGAAGAAGAGUGUAUUGAAAAAAAAUAAUGGUAGAGACAAAAUUAUUUUCUUGCAUAAAAAUUGGUUAAUUUUUAAGAUUAAUGCUUUUUAGUUUUUGUUACCGGAAUGGAUAAUUUUGUAUAUGGACAUUCUUAAAUUUGGCACGUAUAAUGAAAAGUUUUUGAAUGUUUAAUAAUUGAUGUAUAUAAUCAAACUUAAUUAAAUAGCUCAAAUAAAUUUAACCAAAGUUCCAAAACUCAAUUGUAGUUCGUUAAAAGAAAGAAAGAAAAAAAAAUUAUAGCUGAAAACAAGAUAAAUUUGAGUCCUGCAAUUUAUCGAACCAAUAAAACACAAUUCAUUAUUUUAUUUGAACCAUAUAAUACUACAGAUAACACAAUUUUCCUACAAAUUAGACAAUACUCACAAAAUGGGAAACGGUGGUGGGAGAAAAGAGGCAUGCGCCGAUGAAAAAUAAGAGCAGAAAAUUCGCCACCACCCGCACACUAAUUUCAAAUUUCAACAUACUUAUUAUUCAAGAAAAACUUUUCUUGGGGAAGAAGAAGAAGAGAGAGAAAGAGUGUUGUAUCCAGAUAUCCCGUUCUCUCGCUUUGCGCGAAUGUAACACAGCUCAUGGAUCCAUCCUUGGUGUGCCACGCCAUUAAACCUGCACGGAUAAAUCUACAAUUAUUUAUAUGAACGCCUAUAUCUUGUUCCCUUCAUCAAGGGUUCCGUCUUGUUUCUUCUCCGGCGAUUGUUUGAUGCUGGAAAGCCAUGCCGACAUUUACAGCUAUAGCGUUUGAUAGACUGAUAGAACCUGGAGCUGCAAAGUCCAUGGUGCAAGCAAGAAAUUCUCCUGACUCAAAACUUGAGAGGAGACGUAGCACUUCUAACACUAUUGAAAUUAGGGCAAUGGAUGCUCCUAGCUCAGUGGUGGAAAGGGGAUACGGCAUUCCUCCAAAUCCAAAGUCGGAGAGGGGAGUUAAUGUUCCCACGAACCCAAAGCUGGACAGGGGAGUUAGUGUUCCUCCUAAUACAAAGCUGGAAGGGGGAGUUGGUGUCCAUCCUAAUACAAAGCUGGAGAGGGGAGUUAGUGUGCCUCCGAAUGCGAAACUAGAGAGGGGAGUUGCUAUUCCUUCUCAUGCAAACCUUAAUAAGAAGAAUAGUGCACCCACUACAACCGUUGUAGAUAAAGAGCACCAUUGGACUCGGAUCUCACCAGCACUCUAUGCCACCCCCGAAUCGACCCCGCUUCCAGAUUCCCCAUCUUCAUUUCCCCCAUCACCUUACAUUAUUAAUCACAAGCGACGGGGCCCACGACUCAUGAAGAGUUUCUCUGAAUAUGAUGUUACAAGUUGGAAUAAUGAAUCUGAUGAGACCAAGGUGCAUGAGAAUGCGAGUAGUGCUGAAAAAGGUGUACCAAGUGUAUGUAAGGAUGACAUUAGUGUUCCUACAGAGGUCAUGGAUUCUACCACGGAUAACAAAGCUAGUCCUUCUGGUACUGGAGAUGCCAAAGAAAAGGAUUUGACUGGUGUUUAUAAUGGCAAACAUGGAAGCAGUACAUUUGCAAAUAGUCCAGUGGGGCAAAAUGGUGUGACGAAAUAUGGUGAUGUGGUUGGUAGUCCAGUUGAUCCACAGGACUCAGUGAGUCUUAAGGGCAUUGGUGAAAAUGAGGGUAAUGGUGGAGCUGGACGGUCUCUGAGUCAGUCAACUCCACUGACUGAGUUCUAUGAUGCUUGGGAAGAAUUGUCGACAGAAAGUGGGCAGCAGCUUCCAUUGCCUGAUAUUGAAACAGAUCUGCGAGAAAUGAAAUUGACUUUGCUGAUGGAGAUUGAAAAGAGGAAGCAAGCAGAGGAAAACCUAAAUAAUAUGCGAAGUCAAUGGCAGAGGAUCCGUGAACAAUUAUCUCUUGUGGGGCUGAAUCUUCCUGUUGAUCCAGCCGCUUUGGAGGAGGGUGAAGAACCUGCUGAUACAGCAGCUGAGAUAUGCCAACAAGUCUAUCUUGCCCGUUUCGUGUCUAAUUCAAUUGGGAGGGGAGUUGCAAAGGCUGAAGUUGAGAUGGAGAUGGAAGCACAAAUAGAGCUAAAGAACUCUGAAAUUGCUCGCUUGUGGGAUAGGCUUCAUUACUUUGAAGCUGUGAACCAGGAGAUGUCUCAUAGAAACCAAGAAGUCGUAGAAACAGCAAGGCGACUCAGGCAACUAAGGAAAAAAAGACAGAGAUGGAUCUGGGGUUCAAUUUCCGCCGUGUUGACGCUUGGAUCGGGCGUCUUAGUGUACUCUUAUUUACACAGCGGAAAAGGAUCGUCUUCCCAAAGCUCGGCACAAGCUUCGGAGAUGGACCGUGGCUCAAACAAGUGAAGUCGACCAGCCACACUGUAGGAAUAAUAGUAGUCAUAAUAAUAGAAAAACAAGGGGUUAAACACCAUCUUGUGAAUACCAGCUCUCUGCCUUCCUGUUUGUUGCGCAAUCUCUGCUAUUGCAGGUUGUAUAAAUGUAAUAAAAACAUAGCUACUGACAGCUAUAUACAGAAGCAAUUCAAAUGCCAACAUAUGUAUUUUGUGUUUUCAAAUAGAGAAAGAAUGUAACCGAUUGACUUUGCA
Salvia miltiorrhiza (redroot sage) is the source of this 3050-nucleotide messenger RNA. RefSeq lists its product as uncharacterized. Lineage: Eukaryota; Viridiplantae; Streptophyta; Magnoliopsida; Lamiales; Lamiaceae. The record is from RefSeq and is a predicted model, not a curated record. The transcript has 4 exons. The coding region runs from base 1225 to 2808 and encodes 527 amino acids.